CUGCGACUCGAUUGAAAACAAAAAUAUUAAAGAAACACAAAAGCACACCGACAUCACUCCCUGCCCAGCAGUAGCAACCAAUGAAUCCUGAGGAAUGCAUUGCAGCCCUGCCCCGGAUCGAGAAGGGCGAUUCACGAGACAUCUUCAGUCCAAUACCUACUCGUCCAGAGCCAUACUCUUUAGACCUCGUUCAAGAAUACGCUCGUUUCUCUGCCCCGCCUACGAAGGACCAGCCGACCGCAUCAUCAAAGCAGCAUGAGUCAUCACCAUCACAGCGAACCCCUCAGCAACAGCAACAGCAGCAAGGACAGCUUUCGCAAAAGGGAGGAGGAAACACAUCGGACCCACGAUACAACUGCACAGUCUGCAAGAAGUCCUUUGGUUCAGAAGCAACCUGGAACAACCAUCAGAUGAGCGCUAAACACAUCGCCGCUGUUAAAGAUGCGGAAAAGUCAAAGAAGAAUACCAACGCCAAGGGCGGAUCAAAAAGUGGAUCAACCAAAAAGGGUAAGCAGCCGCAGCGGCAGAGGACGAAGGACGCGGAAGAUGAUCAGGAACAGGUCUCACCCGAGGUUACUGAGGCAUUGAUGUCGUUCCGGAAAGUCGAAAAGCUCGUCAAGGAGAAUCCAGGCAUGGCUGCAUCCGUACUUUGGAAGAUUGCUAAGGCAUUAUGGACAUACCGACAAUCCCUCGAGACCGCCAGGGCACUUUUUCUUUUAAUCCAAGUCCUCAACGAUCUGCAGUCAGGAACAGGACCCGCCUCUGACACACAAUCGCUCCCGACUCCUGGAUCACUCUCGCCCACCCAGAUCAGUAUGACCCUCUACCUCUCACGACUCGCCUUUGCCCGUCUCAUCGUCUAUCAUUCACCCUCUGUCGCACUACACUUCUACCUCGAUGCGAUUCAGGGACGCUGGCAUAUCGGACCCUCGGAUCUUCAGGCCCUGUGUGAUCUGAUCAGCACAGGAUCCGUCCCACAACUCCUCGAUCGAUGCAAAGACUUUUUGGAAACACACCCAAAGACUGAGAAACUCAUGGCAUCCUCCUCCUCCUCCUCAACAACAACAACAACAACAACAACAGUAGCGGCUGCUGCGACGACAGCUUCAAUACCAGGAUCGUCAACAUCUUCGACAUCAUCAGUACCCACGGCGGCUAAAAAGCCGACGGACCCCAACUUGAAGUUACUCACCGUCCUCCUAGAAGCCGCCUCGAUGAUCUCUCAACACUCCAGCAGACCUUCACUAUCAUCAACACCGUCCACCGCCGCGCAGGAGAACCGCAGCCGAGCAGAGACAUCCUUGACCCUCUUCAGCAUGGCCCUCGUUUUGAGACAAGGCGCCGGAGGAGCAAAGGACGGAAACACAGACGACGCCAAAGUAGACGAUGCCGCUAUCCUGAGGAGCAUGGCCAGCGUGUACAAACAUUUGAGCAUGUCCUCGUCUGCGGCAGCAUGUUUGAUCCGCCUCGGAGAACUGAGUCGUCCUCAGGACGACAAGGACGACAAGGACGACAGGGUGCUCUGGGAUUUAUUCCAGGCUCUGUUAUGGGCUAUGGAAGCGGGUGACUUUGUUCGAAUGCAGGGCGCAAUCCGUCUGGUGCAGAGUUCUGGACGAUGGAACCAGUACCAGGACAUUAAGGAUAUCGUGAAUAUUGCGAAUGCUGUCAUCUCGCAGGACAAUGAAUAUCUCUAUAACGGUGUAGCUCACGUUUUGGAUCAUCUCUCACUACUGAUCGAGGCAGGCAGCGACGAUGACAAGAGCCAUCUACUGCUUUGUCGAUACAACACAUCAUCUGCCAGUAUAGACAUCAUUCGUCGAGUAAAACGACUUGUAACAUAA
Messenger RNA from Gamsiella multidivaricata, 1841 nucleotides. RefSeq lists its product as uncharacterized. Bases 81 to 1841 code for a protein of 586 amino acids. The record is from RefSeq and is a predicted model, not a curated record. NCBI's taxonomy places the organism in Eukaryota, Fungi, Mortierellomycota, Mortierellomycetes, Mortierellales, Mortierellaceae. The transcript is spliced from 4 exons.